CCGCUUCGUGUGUCAUUAAGUAACUGAGUGUCGGUCGUCAUAUUUAUUAUUUUCUGAAAGAUAAAAAUCAAGAAACAAUAUGGGUGAACUCACAGGAUUAACAAACAGUGAAGCACGUGAACUUUGUAAAAAACCUGACCCAGCAACAAAUGGUUACAUAAUGCAGCAAACAAUGUAUCGUAUUAAAGAUCCAAGAAAGUCACUACCAUUUUAUACUGAAGUACUUGGAAUGCAAUUAUUACAGAAACUUGAUUUUCCCGAAAUGAAAUUUUCUUUAUACUUUUUGGGAUAUGAAGAUCCAAAAGAUAUACCUACUGAUAAGAGAGAAAGUAUUGAAUGGACAUUUAGUCGUAAAGCAACUAUAGAACUUACUCAUAACUGGGGCACAGAAACUGAUCCUGAUCCUAAAUAUCAUAAUGGGAAUACUGAACCUCGUGGAUUUGGCCACAUUGGAAUCUCAGUACCUGAUGUAGAAAAAGCAUGUGAAAGAUUUGAAAAGUUAAAUGUGAAUUUUGUAAAGAAACCUAAUGAUGGUACGAUGAAAGGACUUGCUUUUAUUAAAGAUCCGGAUGGUUAUUGGAUUGAAAUUUUAAACCCAAUAAAUAUUGCAAAUUUAAUACUUAGUAUGGUAGAAGAUAAAAAAUAUGAAAUUGACAGCCGAAUUGAGUGUGAUGGACAUCAAGGUACAUUAAAGUAUGUUGGUCCUGUUGGGGAAACUAAAGGUUUGUGGCUUGGUAUAGAUUGGGAUGAUCCAACUCGUGGAAAACAUAAUGGUACAUAUGAAGGAGUAAAAUAUUUUAAAGCUAGGUAUCCUACAUCAGGUUCCUUUAUACGCCCAGGUAAAGCAAAAUUUGGAAUUUCUUGUCCUGAAGCUAUUAAAAUUCGCUAUGGACUCAUCAAUGAUGAAUUAGCGGGCAUUGACAGGGACACAUUAACAAGUUUACAAAAAGAAAUUAAUGCUCCUUUUUUGGAAGUUGUUGGUUUUUCUAAAGUAAAUAAAAAACAAAGUAAAUUUGAUCAAUUAAAAAUAGUAUGGUUGAGAGAACAGUGUGUUAGCACUGCUGGUAAUCCUGGUGAAUUAAAAGAACUAUGCCCAAAUUUGGAGGAGUUAGAUAUAUCUAAAAAUUUAAUAAAUCAUUGGCAAAUUGUAGCAGACAUCUGUUGUCAGCUUCAUUGUCUUGUUCGACUUAAUGUAAGUGAAAAUUAUUUACCAACUGAAGAAAAUAUGCAAGUAUUAAAAGAUUCAUUUUUGAUGAUUAAGUAUUUAACCAUAGCAAAAAUGAACUAUAAUUGGUUUGAUAUUCAACAAUGUAUGUGUAUGUUUCCAUCUCUUCAAGAACUAUCAGUUUCUUUCAAUAUUCUUAAUAUCAUACAAAAGCCAAUAAAAACUGACAACAUAAUGAAAAUAUGUAAAUUAACUCUCGAAGGAAAUUUAAUAUCAAGCUGGGAUGAAAUUCUUAAAUUAGAUUCAUUUUCAUGCUUAGAGUAUUUGAAUUUAAAUUCAAAUAAAAUAGAUAAAAUAAGGUUUCCAACUGUUGAACCAACAGCAAAAACUACAGCCUUCUUUAAUUUGCGGCAGUUACAUAUAUCACAAAACAACAUAUCAGAGUGGCAGUCAAUAUCAGAAUUAGAAAAACUUAAUAAUUUAGAAGAUUUGAAAUUUAGAGAAAAUCCUAUUUUGAAAAAUGAAAAUUUGGAGACUGCACGUCAGUUAAUUAUAGCAAGAAUUUCAAAAUUAAAGUUUUUAAAUGGUACUGAAAUUUUAUAUGAUGAAAGACGUGGUGCUGAGUAUGAUUAUUUAAAAUUAUUUUUACCAAAGUGGAUAGAGAGUGAAAAUGAUUCCGAAAAAAGGCUUCAAUUUAUAAUUGAACACCUCCGGUAUCCAGCAUUAGUUUCAAAAUAUGGAAUUUCUGAUAUCCCUACAUCCAAAGUAAAAGCAGAAAUGAUUUCUAAUGUCAUAACAGUGGAGUUUGUAUGUCCAGAUCAUCCAAAUCAGCCUAGAGGAAUUAAAAGAAAACUAUUAAAAGAUAUGGAAGUUCAAAAAGUUAUUGGACUUGCACAAAGACUUUUCAGAACUGGAGGAAAAAUACCAAGGCUCUCAUUUAUACAACAAAAUCUUUCUAAGGAUGAAAUACUUUUGGAUAAACCACUUCAAGAACUCAGCUAUUAUUCAAUACAAGAUGGAGACCAAGUUAUUGUAAGGUGGUGAUAUUACAUGAAUUGUUCAUAGAUAUAAUUGUAUUUUGUACACUGUUAAAAUUUCA
This is a messenger RNA of Eufriesea mexicana, 2264 nucleotides long. It is a transcript of the gene Glo1, whose product is annotated as Glyoxalase 1. The record is from RefSeq and is a predicted model, not a curated record. NCBI's taxonomy places the organism in Eukaryota, Metazoa, Arthropoda, Insecta, Hymenoptera, Apidae. The transcript has 11 exons. Gene Ontology annotation, molecular function: lactoylglutathione lyase activity; metal ion binding; protein binding. Bases 80 to 2209 code for a protein of 709 amino acids.